AUGAAUAAGUUGCAUACUAGUUGUUUCUGCAUCACAUUUGCCAGAGCAACCUGCCCUAUUCCUGGCGAUGGCGAAUGGUUCUUCUUUGCAGCCCAUGACCUCAAGUACCCAUCGGGGUACAGGUCUAAUCGCGCCACAACUACUGGGUACUGGAAGGCAACUCAGAAGGACAGGCCAGUGCACGUGCGGCUAUUAGGCGGCAGCUGUGGCAAUGAGGGCAAGGGGGAGCAGACAUUCAGAGUGGGAUUAAAAAAGACUCAUGUCUUCUGCAUGUGA
This is a messenger RNA of Closterium sp. NIES-65, 276 nucleotides long. NCBI's taxonomy places the organism in Eukaryota, Viridiplantae, Streptophyta, Zygnematophyceae, Desmidiales, Closteriaceae. The record is from the annotation of a GenBank genome assembly.